Leptinotarsa decemlineata (Colorado potato beetle) is the source of this 1394-nucleotide messenger RNA. RefSeq names its product alcohol dehydrogenase class-3 Fdh (gene Fdh). The record is from RefSeq and is a predicted model, not a curated record. Gene Ontology annotation, biological process: formaldehyde catabolic process. Gene Ontology annotation, cellular component: cytosol. Gene Ontology annotation, molecular function: S-(hydroxymethyl)glutathione dehydrogenase [NAD(P)+] activity; zinc ion binding; alcohol dehydrogenase (NAD+) activity. Lineage: Eukaryota; Metazoa; Arthropoda; Insecta; Coleoptera; Chrysomelidae.
UGAGAAUAUGAAAUUCGUUGACCUUUAAACCCGCUUAAAACUGCAAGGUUUUUUCUAAACUGUCUUGUCAGUUUAUCCUCGAUAUUUGUUAAUUUGAAUCAAUUUGUUCCGUGUGCAAAAGUGAUAAGUGAUAAUCAGCUAUUUUGAUUUUAUAAGCCAUUUUUUGACCUCAACUGUUCACAUAAAGAUUUCACGUUCUUUAAAAAAAAUCCACCAUGAGUACUGCCGGCAAGGUUAUUAAAUGCAGAGCAGCCGUAGCAUGGGGCCCCAAAGAAGACCUGAAGAUGGAAACUAUCGAGGUCGCUCCACCAAAGGCACAUGAAGUUCGCCUUAAAGUGUUAUUCACCGCAGUUUGCCACACGGAUGCCUACACUUUGAGCGGUCAAGAUCCAGAAGGUCUUUUCCCAGUUGUUUUAGGCCAUGAGGGAGCUGGAAUAGUAGAGAGUGUAGGAGAAGGAGUAACACAUGUUCAGCCAGGUGAUCACGUUAUUCCUUUGUAUGUACCACAAUGUGGAGAGUGCAAAUUUUGCAAGAAUCCAAAAACGAAUCUGUGUCAGAAAAUAAGAGUACCUCAGGGUAGAGGUGUGAUGCCUGAUGGAACUUCCAGGUUCUCAUGCAAUGGAAAAAUGUUACACCAUUUUAUGGGUUGCUCCACUUUCAGUGAAUAUACAGUAGUAGCAGAUAUAUCAGUAACAAAAAUUGAUCCCAAAGCACCUCUGGACAAAGUGAGUCUUUUGGGAUGCGGAGUACCAACAGGAUACGGGGCGGCUCUAAAUACUGCCAAAGUAGAGAAAGGAAGCACCUGUGCUGUGUGGGGAUUGGGCGCAGUAGGUUUGGCAGUUGGUUUGGGUUGUCAAGCAGCAGGAGCAUCUCGCAUCAUUGGAGUUGAUUUGAACCCAGCCAAAUUUGAAGUUGCAAAGAACUUUGGCUUCACCGAGUUCGUCAACCCCAAAGACUAUGAGAAGCCUAUUCAGGAAGUCUUAGCUGAAAUGACAGACGGAGGUUUAGACUUCACCUUUGAAUGUGUUGGAAAUGUGCAUACCAUGCGGGCGGCUUUAGAAUCGUGCCACAAAGGAUGGGGAGUAUCUACGAUUGUAGGCGUAGCUGGAGCUGGACAAGAGAUCAGUACCAGGCCAUUCCAACUUGUGACAGGAAGGGUUUGGAAAGGAACUGCAUUUGGAGGUUGGAAAAGUCGUGAUAGCGUGCCAAAAUUAGUCGACGAGUAUAUGGCCAAAAAAUUGAAACUGGAUGAAUUUGUCACACAUUCACUCAAAUUUGAAGAAAUCAAUGAAGCUUUCCAUUUGAUGCACAAGGGAGAAAGCAUCCGCUCAGUUUUGGCAUUCUAAUUGAAGACAGUUAUUACCAUAUGAAAGGAAUAAAAGUUUAAUACAAAA